Molecule: messenger RNA, 1668 nt
Organism: Vigna angularis (adzuki bean)
Lineage: Eukaryota; Viridiplantae; Streptophyta; Magnoliopsida; Fabales; Fabaceae
Exons: 13
Coding region: 174-1418 (414 amino acids)
Biological process (GO): mRNA splice site recognition
Cellular component (GO): U1 snRNP; U2-type prespliceosome
Molecular function (GO): mRNA binding
Source: RefSeq, a predicted model, not a curated record
UUAACCCUAAUACUGGAAAACAUCAUAUUAUAGUGUUCGAUAGUAAAUUUUCUUUUCAGAUCCCAAAUUCUCAACAACCCCAACCUAAGAUAAAAACACAGCACGAGAGUGGAGAAGAAGAAGAAGAAAGGCUAAUAACAUAGCAGCACUGAAGUUCGUGCCAGCAAGCAGCCAUGGAUGCUAUACGGAAGCAGCUCGAUGUGUUGAUGGGAGCCAACCGCAACGGCGAUGUCCGUGAAGUCAAUCGCAAGUACUACGAUCGCGACGUCUGUCGUCUCUACCUUGUCGGUCUCUGUCCUCACGAACUCUUCCAGUUAACGAAAAUGGACAUGGGACCUUGCCCCAAGGUGCACUCUCUUCAGCUCCGGAAAGAAUACGAGGAGGCGAAGGCGAAAGGGACUGAUAAUUAUGACAGGGAAUUGGAGGAUGUCAUAGAUAAGCUUAUUGGUGAGUGUGAUAGGAAAAUUGGCAGGGCUCUCAAGCGGCUCGAGGACGAGGAUGCAAAGGCUGCCAUUGCGAUUUCGGUCUCCGAAGUUACUCAAACCCCUGAGGUGCUUGAGUUGUCUAAGCAAAUUAAAGAGAAGUUGAAAGAAGCUGAUCAAUACGAUCUUGAAGGCAAGACAGAUCUCAAGAUUCGAGCUUUAGAGGUCGUAGAGGAACUUAGAACUAAGAGAGCAGACAAGCAGUCCAUGCUUCUUUUAGAUGCCUUUAACAAAGACAGGGCAUCUUUACCUACACCUCUGCCAAAUCCACCACCUUUGGCACCCCUACCUGUAGUUGCUCCUGAUCCUCGAACACAAGAGAUGAUAAAUGAAAAACUGAAGAAGGCUGAGGAUCUUGGUGAACAAGGAAUGGUUGAUGAGGCUCAAAAGGCAUUGGAAGAGGCUGAAGCACUUAAGAAGCUUCCUGCCAGGCAGGAGCCAGUGUUGGAUUCAUCAAAGUAUACAGCAGCAGAUGUCCGGAUUACCGAUCAAAAGCUACGUGUGUGCGACAUUUGUGGAGCUUUUUUGAGUGUUUAUGACAGCGAUCGCCGAUUAGCUGAUCAUUUUGGAGGGAAACUUCAUUUAGGGUAUAUGCAGAUUCGUGAGAAGUUAGCAGAACUUCAAGAAGAAAGGAACAAAAGCCGAAAGACUGAUCGGCACGAGGACAGGAGGUCAAAAGAACGGAGUAGGGAUCGAGACAGGGAGUCAAGCAGGGACCGUGAACGUGGUGAUAGUCGUGAACGAGGGCGAGACCAUGAUCGUAGGAGUAGAGACCGUGACAGGCAUUAUGAUAGAGAUCGUGGACAUGAGCGAGACCGUGACAGAGACUCUGACCGCACUCGCUCCUAUGAAUCAAGAAGUCGUAGGAGGUCACGCUCUAGAUCUCGAGAGCGAUCUAGAGAUUAUGAUCGACAUAGGCGUCAUGAUCGAUAUUAGCAUUUGGUAUGAAUCUUAUGGAUAUGAGAAAAUGUUUAGUUUAGGUGGGUGUUGAACCUCAUGUUGGACAAAUAAUUUUGCAAUUUCUUGUGUUGAACUGUUUCUCCGAUGAUGGAUGUAGCUCGAGCUUAGGUGUAGCCUAAUAUGGUCUUGUGUUGCUUUGCAGAUAUUAAUUCAAUUUGUAAUCUGCCUUACUUUGGAGCAGUUCUUGCUAUUGUGCUUAAAAGUCCUAGUUUGAUUCGAAUUGCUA